Molecule: messenger RNA, 748 nt
Organism: Theobroma cacao (cacao)
Lineage: Eukaryota; Viridiplantae; Streptophyta; Magnoliopsida; Malvales; Malvaceae
Source: RefSeq, a predicted model, not a curated record
AAAAUUAAGCAACAGCGAUUUCUAACCUCUACCCUUUAUGUCCCACUGACGUUACUUUAUUCGCAUCUUCUUGUAUGCGGUGCUUCAUUGUCGGUAUUCCCCAUUUCCCUUCCCCGCCUUUUUAUAGUAAUAUUUUAUUAUCUCUCCACCGUCUUCUGCCUUCUAAAACUCACCUUCUUCGAACUCCCUCCUCCGUUUCUUCUCCUUCAAAACCUCAAAUCCCAUUUGAUCAAACCUUUUUCCCUCAUCUUAUCAUCCACCAUGGGAGGAGGAAAUGGGCAGAAAUCCAAGAUGGCACGUGAGAAGAACAUGGAAAAGCAAAAAGCUGCUGCCAAAGGGAGUCAGCUUGAGUCUAACAAGAAGGCCAUGACCAUCCAGUGCAAGGUGUGCAUGCAAACAUUCAUGUGUACCACAUCAGAAGUGAAGUGCCGGGAGCAUGCUGAAGCGAAGCAUCCUAAAUCUGAUGUAUACAUGUGUUUUCCUCAUCUUAAAAAGUGACACACAAAACUCGAUGAAAGAACUGGGAGUUUGAGAUGGCUUGUAGCAUAUAUCUAUCUUGUACCUUGCUACUUAUGAUUAGCUUCCUAAAAUCUCUUUCACAAGCCUCUGAACUCACCAGUGAAUUUUAUUGUCGCCAUUGUCAUGCUGUGUUCAGUCCUGGGUGCCAAUUGAAUCUAUUUGGAUUUUUAGCAGUCUCUCUUGCAUGUUGCUAGGAAGGCAUACAAUUGAUGUGGUAAAGCUUUCAUAA